AUGGCAUCGACAAAGUGGGCGCUGGAUUACCCCGGAAUCAGUGUCGCGGUUGUCUUUUCUUCCUUGAUCCUUGGCCUCCUGCUCAUCAGAACCCUCUCUGCUUCUAGCCCCCCAAGCCCGCCAGAGCCUCCCCUGCUAAAGCCUCCACAUCCCAUCUUUGGCCACCUCCCGGGUCUUUUGCGCCAUGGCAUGCUCUACAUGGACGUGCUGGCGAGGCAGUACCACGAGCAAUUCCCUGAAGGCAUCUUUACCGUCUCCUUAUUCGGAAAGCACAUCUACAUUGUGAUGACCCCGGGGCUCUUGGCACAUACUCAGAACAAGUCCCGCCUCGUGUCUGGAUGGGAGGUGUUGGCGACUGUUACUGCAAGUUUCACCGGUAGGGGGAGAAAGUACUACGACCGCUUGGUCAAGAACAGCCAGAGUCGCAAAAUUCCCAAUUAUCACUCCGAGAACCAUAAACUCAUCUAUGGUUCGUUAAACCCUGGUAAAGAAUUGGAUCGCAUGCGUGUCGCUUUUGUCGACACCUAUGUCUCUUUUAUCCCUCCACUAGAGACGAUUGUGGACAAGUCUGGCAGCUACACUUUUGAUUUCUACGAAUGGCUACGGGAGUCUUUCACCAACGCGUCGGCGAGGCUGGCUUGGGGCAAAGACAACCCGUUCAGCCGCGACCCGACUCUCUGGAAGGCAUUUACCGAGUUUGACGACAAUGCCGGUUUGCUCAUGACCAGGCCCUUGCCGCGCAUACUUGUAAGAAAGGGCUAUCUUGCACGUGAAAGGGCAAUUGGGCAAAUCCGCGACUUCAUGGCCGAAAGUGAUGAGGCCAAGAUUCAAGGUUUCGGGCCUCUCAUGCGACACACGUCCCAUGUUCUGUCCAAGUGGGGUUUCACAGCAGAUGAGUUGGCUUCCAACAACCUGGGCAUGAUUAUUGGGCUGGCUAGUAACACGGCGCCGGCCGCAGCCAAUACGCUGAUUGCCAUUGUUCGCGAUCCGUCGCUGCUGUCUUCUGUUCGGGCCGAGCUGGAUGCGCUCGUGCAGCGCAGCGCCGAUGGCACGACGGCCACUUUUGACGCUGCCGAUAUUCGUUCUCACUGCCCUCUCUUUGUCUCGGCAGCCUACGAGACGAUGCGUCUUACAUCUUCGGGAUCAACAGCGAGGGUUAUUGCGCAUGACCCCGACAAUGUGUCUUCUUCUCCCGGCAAAUAUCACAUUCUCACGUCGCCUGACAAGUCCACUUCUUGGAGUCUCAAAAAGGGCGAAAUGAUGUUUAUGGCCGGAGGUCUGAUCCAUGGAAACUCGGCACACUAUGCCAACCCCACGACUUUUGAUGCGACGAGGUACCUCGAGCACUCCAUCCCCGAGACCCAGAUUCCCGGCCUAUUUCGUAGUUUUGGGGGCGGUGCAUCAAUCUGCGGAGGGAGAUAUCUUGCCGUUGCCGAGAUCCUGGCUGUUGUGUCUUCGAUUAUCUUACGAUUCGAUAUCGAAAAGGAUGGAGGCAGUGGAGGGUGGCAAUUGCCAGAUAGGCGCGACUGUCCUUCGCAUGCUGCUGUAACACCCCCUCCAGGCGGCAAAAUGCCAAUGACAAUCCGGAGGAGAGCAGGUUGGGAGGGAGUCAGAUGGAUCAAUAGCCAUAUGAAGGAUACAUAA
Molecule: messenger RNA, 1644 nt
Organism: Pestalotiopsis fici W106-1
Lineage: Eukaryota; Fungi; Ascomycota; Sordariomycetes; Amphisphaeriales; Sporocadaceae
Exons: 1
Coding region: 1-1644 (547 amino acids)
Molecular function (GO): heme binding; iron ion binding; oxidoreductase activity, acting on paired donors, with incorporation or reduction of molecular oxygen
Source: RefSeq, a predicted model, not a curated record